UCUUCUUCUCCCUCUUUACUCUCCCCACCUCUCGCCUCCAACCCCCUCCUCAUCGCGGAAAUGGACAUCUUCAGCCGCGCCAUCCAGGCCACGCCCUGGCUUCGUGACCAGUCCCUGCCCGUCCAACUGCCCGUCAUCGCCUUGGCCGCCAUUGUCGCCUCGGUGGCCUUGAAUGUGGCCUCGCAGCUCCUCAUCCCGCGUUCCAAGUCGACGCCACCUAUGGUCUUCCACUGGUUCCCCUUUGUGGGCUCAGCCGUCACAUACGGCAUGGACCCUUACACCUUCUUUCACGAGAACCGCAAGAGACAUGGCGAUGUCUUCACUUUCUUGCUACUGGGCAGGAAGGUCACUGUGGCGCUGGGGCCAAAGGGAUCUAACUUGGUCUUGAACGGCAAGCUCAACGAGGUGUCUGCUGAGGACGUCUAUGGCGCUGUCACUGUGCCCGUCUUUGGCAAAGAGGUCGUCUACGAUGUGCCCAAUGCCGUCUUGAUGGAGCAGAAGCGCUUCGUCAAGGCCGGUCUGUCCACCGAGAACUUGCACGUCUAUGUCGGUCAGAUUGUCGAUGAGGUGGAGAACUUUGUCGCGAAUGACUCGACCUUCUCAGCCCUCAAGGCUGGCAAGCCCGCUGUAAUCGACACUUUCCAAGCAAUGUCAGAGAUCACCAUCCUUACCGCAUCUCGCACGCUCCAAGGCCAGGAGAUUCGCGAGUCUCUUGACAAGUCCUUCGCCGACCUCUACCACGACCUCGACGCCGGCUUUACCCCGAUCAACUUCAUCAUGCCCGGCCUGCCCCUCCCCGCCAACUUCAGGCGCGAUCGCGCACAACAGAAGAUGUCCCGCUUCUACCGCGACAUCGUAGAGAAGCGACGAGCAGCCGCAGAGAAGGGUGGGCUAGAGAGUGCUGCGGGCGGGUACCACGACAUGAUCGCGACCUUGAUGGAGCAGAAGUACAAGAACGGUCGCCCCCUCUCCGACAUUGAGAUUGCCCACAUGAUGAUUGCCCUCCUCAUGGCAGGGCAGCACACCUCGUCCGCCACUGGUUCGUGGGCCCUUUUGCGCCUCGCUUCCAAGCCAGAAGUCAUCCGUGAGCUCUACGACGAGCAGGUACGAGUCUACGGAGAUGGUACCCCUGGCUCCUUCCGCCCUCUCGACUACGAGACCAACAAGACGCAGCUGCCCAUUCUCGACUCGGUCAUUCGCGAAACCCUUCGCAUGCACCCUCCAAUCCACUCCAUUAUGCGACUGGCGCUCAAGGACCUCCCAGUCCCCGCGACCAUGGGCGGUGAUGGCUCCGCGGGAAAGAAGAGCGAUACCCAAACCCUCAUCAUCCCCAAGGGCCACUCAGUCCUCGCCGCGCCCGGCGUGUCAGCAAUCGACCCUUCCCUCUGGCCGGACGCAGGAGAGUUCAAGCCAUCACGUUGGCUUGAGGCAGGCCAGCUCAAGGGCGAGGAGUCGUCCUCUACCUCCCCCUCAGACACCGUCGACUACGGGUGGGGAGCCGUCUCCACUGGCGCCAACUCGCCCUACCUCCCCUUCGGCGCCGGCAGGCACAGGUGUAUCGGCGAGCAGUUCGCCUACCUCCAGCUGGGGACCAUCGUUGCGACGGUGGUGCGCGGUUUCGAGUGGGAGAUCGAGGGUGGAAAGUUCCCUGAACCAGACUACACUAGCAUGAUCGUACUGCCAAAGGCGCCGGCGCGAUUGGUCAUGAGGAGGAGGAAGCAUGCAGCCUGAGUGAGGUAUUGCGCCCAUCUCGUAGCGAUGAGACGGCUACUGAAUGCGUCGUCCUGAUUCUCUAUUUGUCUCUUCACCGCCCCACUACCCACAUCAUCAUCAUCAUCAUCAUCACCCACAGUCUUUACUACGUAUGCUCGUCUAUUGUUUUGUAGAAAUGGAAAGAAUGAGAUUGCACUUCCUCCUCAU
Molecule: messenger RNA, 1920 nt
Organism: Jaminaea rosea
Lineage: Eukaryota; Fungi; Basidiomycota; Exobasidiomycetes; Microstromatales
Product: sterol 14 alpha-demethylase
Exons: 2
Coding region: 61-1731 (556 amino acids)
Biological process (GO): ergosterol biosynthetic process
Molecular function (GO): monooxygenase activity; heme binding; oxidoreductase activity, acting on paired donors, with incorporation or reduction of molecular oxygen
Source: RefSeq, a predicted model, not a curated record